Molecule: messenger RNA, 6253 nt
Organism: Gekko japonicus
Lineage: Eukaryota; Metazoa; Chordata; Lepidosauria; Squamata; Gekkonidae
Gene: SEL1L
Product: sel-1 suppressor of lin-12-like (C. elegans)
Exons: 21
Coding region: 26-2401 (791 amino acids)
Biological process (GO): ERAD pathway
Cellular component (GO): endoplasmic reticulum membrane
Molecular function (GO): protein binding
Source: RefSeq, a predicted model, not a curated record
UCUCAGGGCAGGGAUCGUGAGCGAGAUGGAGCCGCGCAGGCGGGUUGGGCCGACGUUCUUGCUGUGGGCCGUGGCGUUGUUGCUCGUGAGCCUGGCUGUCACCGCCGAUGAAGAAGGAACUCAGGAUGAGUCCUUUGAAUCAAAGGCAGCCUUGCCAUCAGAAGAACAGGUGAAAGACCAUCGAGCUGGAGCACAUGUAGUAGCAGGUCAAAUCUUCAUUGAAGAACCAGAAGAUCACACUGAAGAUGGAGAGAGACUUAGGAACCAAGAAGAACAAGAACAAACUUUAGGGGAGUUGAGCUCUCUAGAAUUGUCAAGCUCCUUAAAUAAGGACUUGGAAGAGGUUGAAGUGCAAAAACCAGUUUUAAGAGCCCUAGGAGGAACUGCAGAUGGUGAGCUGUGCCACUUCCCCUUUCUUUUUCUGGAGAAAGAAUAUGUGGAAUGUACUGCUGAUGGGAGGGAAGAUGGCAGACUCUGGUGUGCCACGACCUAUGACUACAAGAGCGACCAGAAAUGGGGCUUCUGUGAAACUGAAGAACAGUCAAAUAAGAGAAGACAAAUGCAAGAGGCAGAGGAUGUUUACCAAACUGGGAUGAAAAUCCUUAAUGCGAGCAGUAAAAAGGCCCAGAAGAAAGAAGCUUAUCAGUAUCUUCUGAGAGCAGCUGACAUGAACCAUACCAAGGCAAUGGAAAAAGUGUCUUACGCCUUGUUGUUCGGGGACUACCUGAAGCAAAAUAUCCAGGCAGCUAAAGAGUUGUUUGAGAAGCUGACUGAAGAAGGGUCUCCUAAAGGACAAAUGGCCCUUGGUUUCCUGUAUGCCUCUGGUCUUGGUGUUGAUUCCAACCAAGCAAAGGCACUAGUUUAUUACACUUUUGGAGCUCUUGGAGGAAAUUUGAUAGCUCAUAUGAUCUUAGGCUACCGCUAUUGGGCUGGUAUAGGAGUCCUUCAGAGCUGUGAAUCUGCUCUCACACAUUAUCGUCUAGUAGCCAACCAUGUGGCAAGUGACAUCUCUCUGACAGGAGGUACAGUGGUACAGAGAAUUCGUCUGCCAGAUGAAAUAGAAAAUCCAGGAAUGGCAAGUGGGAUGCUGGAAGAAGAUUUGAUACAGUAUUACCAGUUUUUAGCUGAAAAAGGAGAUGUACAGGCACAAGUUGGGCUUGGGCAGUUGCAUCUCCAUGGAGGAAGAGGAGUAGAACAAAAUCAUCAGAGAGCUUUUGAAUACUUCAAUCAAGCAGCUAAUGCUGGUAACUCACAUGCCAUGGCCUUUUUGGGGAAGAUGUAUUCAGAAGGAAGUGAUGUUGUGCCCCAGAGCAACGAGACAGCACUUCAGUACUUUAAGAAAGCUGCCGAUAUGGGUAACCCAGUGGGGCAAAGUGGUCUAGGAAUGGCUUAUCUGUAUGGAAGAGGUGUUCCAGUGAAUUAUGAUCUGGCUCUGAAAUAUUUUCAGAAAGCAGCAGAUCAAGGGUGGGUAGAUGGACAGCUUCAACUGGGCUCUAUGUAUUACAAUGGCAUUGGAGUCAAAAAGGAUUAUUCAAAGGCUUUGAAGUUUUUCAACUUGGCUUCUCAGGGAGGCCACAUUCUCGCCUUCUAUAACCUGGCACAGAUGCAUGCCACGGCCACUGGGGUAGAUCGCUCCUGUCGUACUGCAGUUGAGCUGUUUAAGAAUGUUUGUGAACGAGGCCGCUGGUCCGAAAGGCUUAUGACUGCCUACAACAGCUACAAGGAAGGCGAUGCAAAUUCUGCUGUGGUUCAGUAUCUCCUGUUGGCAGAGCAAGGCUAUGAAGUAGCGCAGAGCAAUGCUGCCUUUAUACUUGAUCAAAAAGAAGCCAGCAUCAUAGAAGAAAAUGAAACUUAUACCAGAGCGUUGCUGCACUGGAAUAGAGCAGCCUCCCAAGGUUAUACUGUUGCUAGACUCAAACUUGGCGAUUACCACUUUUAUGGCUUUGGUACGGACGUUGAUUAUGAAACAGCAUUUAUUCACUACCACCUAGCAACAGAGCAUCAACAUAGUGCCCAAGCUAUGUUCAACCUUGGGUACAUGCAUGAGAAGGGACUUGGCAUCAAGCAGGAUAUCCACCUAGCAAAACGCUUCUAUGACAUGGCAGCUGAUGCCAGUCCUGAUGCUCAAGUUCCUGUCUUCCUUGCACUCUGCAAAUUGGGAAUAAUUUAUGCCUUCCAGUAUAUUCAAGACACCAAUAUCAAAGAGGUGUUCUCCCACCUUGACAUGGAUCAGCUCUUGGGACCGGAGUGGGACCUUUACCUCAUGACCAUCAUUGCUCUGCUCCUGGGCACAGUUAUAGCUUACAGGCAGAGGCAGCAUCAGGCAAUCCCCAGGCCUGCUGGGCCCCGGCCAGCCGUUCCUCCCCAAGAGCCUCCUCCAGAACAUCAGCCGCAGCAAUAGCAAAAGCCAAGGGUCUUGGUGAAGUGAACUGGAUUUUUCCCAGCUGGGACUGCUCUUGUGUUUUUUUUUAAACAACACCAGUUUGAUGGUCGCUUUCACACCAGAGAGACAAAAGAAGUGUUGCAUUCUGAAAGCUGCUGAGAACAUUGCCUUUUUUUCCAGGGAUAUGCAACUUUCUUUAAGACUGAGAUGAAUGUUAUUUCAGUGCCAAUGGAAUAACACAAUAGUUUGGGGGGAGGGGUGAGACACAAGUGUGCUACUGCAAAAGUGAUGCCUGCUGUAUCCAGAUUGUUACUCAGAGCCCUUUUUCCAUCCUGCUGUGAGAGUUUGCCCUCCCUGAUGGAAGCCGGCCCUAUCCAGAAAGGAAAACGUAAUUGUGAGGCUUCAUACAACACUGGAGAACCAGCCCUGCACUCUCCGAAGCAAAAGUCAGCUCUGUCCUCGCGUACAUUUGACAUUGUGAUAAGCACGAUGCUUUUAUCUUCCCCUGUUGUCCCAAAUUUCUUCCUUAAAAGCUGUCUUAAUCACUUUAUAGUAUUUUUGUAUCUGUUUUGGCUGGUUUAACCUGGAUACAACAGUCAUAAGAAGCAGAUAAAGACAAUCAGUCAGUGCGAUGAUGAGAAUGCUACUCGUUCUCUGUGGUCUGGACUUAUCCCUCACCUCUUGCACGUACCCUUUUGCUAGUAGCAGAAAUGGCCUAAAAGGGUUAGGGAUAUGGACUACGUCUGUAACAUGAAAUCUAACAAAGCCCUUGAGUAUGCAGAAUUCAAAUUUGUCUUUUCAGACUCUCUUUAACUUGGAAGGGGGGGUCACAAGACUAGCUUGUUUACUUUUCCUUUAAAAAGAUGGGUGGUCUUCAGAUAUGUCAUGAUUGACACCAAGUGUUAGAGAAUCCUUCUGAGCGCAACAGUAGUUGGUCUUUAAAAAAAUCUUCAUCUUAUGAAGUAGCGGUGGUUUGCUUUUCAGACUAUUAUGAUAGCUUUAAUGAGGCAGAUUUGUCUUAACUAGAUAUCAUAAAUGGGGAGGGUCUUGUGCUAUAAUAGGGGUUAUUACUGUAACUGGAAAUCUACAUAUCUCAUCAGAAUAUGUGUGUCCCAGUUUCUAUUGGAGGUGGCACCAAACAUUAUUGGCUAAUUGCCCUCACUGUAUAGACCAGAUGAUUCUAAACCCCCCAAACACCUGUGCUAGACAGGAUGUCAGGAGAAAGCAUACCUCAGAUUUUUCUGCAUCUUGUCAAAGAUGCUUAAACAAAAUUUACAGAGCCGCUUGUCACAAAACAGCUAAGAGCUACCUUUGUAGUAGAAAAUAUCCCAUCCAUUAAGUUUUCUUUGCAAACCCAGUCCCAUUGCUUUUCCUGACUUUCCUGUUUAGGCAAGUUAAUAUACCAAGUAAAAAUACAAGGAUAACUUUCUGGCAGUAGACCUAGACAGAAAUACAUUAUUUUUACUACAUCAUUGGCAGAUACCAAUGAGUGCUCCUAGAGCCACAUUAGAUGAGCUGCGGGUACUGUGGGCAAUAGUGUGGGGGUUGUACGUUGGUCCUUAGUCCAGAGCUCAUACAGUGCAUUUGAGAAGCACAUAAUUCACUUUUUGUGUACAUCAAUCAUUUUGGGAAUCUGGUUUAUAGUUAUCAUUGGAACACCUUGUUGCACAUCCACAAAACAAGACACUCUAUGGUUGUGAAAUAGAAGCACAUGGUUGAGCAAGAAUGCUUUACUAUUGUCUGGGAAAGGCUUCUAGACACAAAGCAUUGUGGUUGCAGAUUAACUACAGUGUCACGAAGGCAGAUAAUCUUGUACAUAGUGUAGAUGGUCUUCAAAAUGCACACAUCAAAUGGGUGAGGUGGAAAUAUUCUUCUUACCAUGAGUAAAAAGGAUGAAAUGUUAUAUUUUAAUUGACAUAUAGGCCACAGUUCAAAAAAGCAUUGUUCGUGGGCUGGGGAGGAAGAUAAGUAUUUGACACAUCUGUAGUUCCCGCAGCCCUGGACGAAGGUUGCUAUGUGAUUUAGCAAGCAGCUGGCUCUUGACAACUAUAGAGUGGCCACUGAGAACUGUCAAAAUUAUUAUGAUUAAUUUUGUGUCAAAUUAUAAUUUAUUUUUAUUUUAUUUUUCGCAUUUAUAUCCCGCCCAUCCCGUAAAUGGGCUCAAGGCGGGUCACAAGAGUUCAAUAAAAUUUAAACACAUUAAAACAUAUUAAAUUACUAGUCAUGCUUGCUGUAGGGAGAAUCCAGCCCAUUGAUGUAACUAGGUAUGGCCGGUUAUCAGUAGGUGGGAGACCGCAACCUCGGGGGGGCCAUAUGUGCAAUCAAAAGAAAUGCUUGAUUUUAGUGAGGCCCAAGUAUUAUGCAUAUACUGUGAUCCUUCAGUCCUAUUUGCUUGUAUCACAUUGAAACCAGAUUUUACUUUCUCUAGAAUGACAACCAGUAACUGCACAUUGGUUCAUAAGAAUAUCCAUCCAUGUACAAAGCCUCUUUAAGAGUGACUGUACCCUGUUAAAACUUAUUUGUUAAAAGGACAUAAAGACUGAAUCUUGCUUUUUCUUAUCCAGUUAAUGAUUGAGAAACUGUAGCCUUCAUAUCUACCUUCUGUACUAGCCUGGGCUUUGGGGAAAUAAGGAAAUACUGCCUAAUGUUUAGCUUUUUGAAUUCUUUUCUUCUCUUAAAUACAAAAUGAGCAAUAAGGUUCUCUUCCCUCACCCCAUGCAUACCCUGGGCUUUCUCAUUUUCCCCCAAUAGUAUCCAUUCGCAUAUGAUUUAGUUGGCACUAGAUACAUGGAGAAACAUCAAGCUAACUCAGGGAUUUAUGAAUAAUGAGUAGAUCAUCUAGGUUUUCUGCCUACUACGCAGCUACUUUGUUUGGCCAUCCUGCGCCUAACCCUUGUGAAUGCUAUUAAAAAAAACUUCAAACAAAAUUGUUUUUACACAGUCUAUGCUAGGGAAAUAGUGUUUGGUUUCUAAGUUUUGUUAUGGAGUGUGAUUUUGGAGAGCAUUCUCUUUCUGUGCUAGGAGUGCAUCUUAGAAGAACUGGAGAGAAGUUGGGUUUUAAUUAUCCAAUUUGAAUUGACUUCUUAAUCCGAAAGUUAUAUUCAGUAGUGAUUUUCUUGUUUCCCCAUUGUGCUUUGCAGAGGCAGUCAUCUGCUGCAGAGCACAUUACUCUUGCCUUGUGCUGGGCACUUCUUCGGCUUCUUAAAAGUCACUGGCCUUGUAUGAGCAGAAGUGCCUGGCACUCAGGGAACACACACCUUGCAGCGGACAAAGGAAGCAUAGGUGGAUAACAAAGUAAAAGAUCCAAGACUAGGUAUUUAGAAGUCUCACCUGAGAGUUCUUCAAACAGUAGCAAUGUUUUAAGUGAAGUGUUUUGCUCAAGUCUUCUUAAGUCACUAAUCCAAAAGUCCAUAAGACAUUUGAAAUAGCGAUGUUCCGCCACAAGUCUGGUCAGGCUUCUGAGUUCUGCCACCACCAUCUUGGUGGCCUGUGGCUGCUCUCCAAAUACUUUCCUCAUAAAGUAGUUUUGUAUAUAUGUGAAAUAUUUUGGCUAACUUUCCCAGAAGGGAAAGUUGGUGGGGGCUUGCCUUUAAAAACAGAAGUAAUUAGUAUCUCUCCUUGAGGGGCUGCUUCCCUCGAAUGGGAUGAGAAAUGAAGGAAAGUGUUCCAUGUUUUUGUGCACAUAACAGUUCCCUGGGCAGCCAAACAUAACUGGGACGGUGUUAGACUCCACUUUUAACAUGAGGCAUCACAUCCACUGAAACAACUGAGGUGUGAUCUAAAGACACAGCACCUGUAAAGCAAAUUGUCAAUGCUGAGUGUGCAACACAGGUACAUCAGCAUCACUUGCUUGCAAGCCAUGGAUUUCUG